CAACAUGGCGGCCAUCGGUGCACGAGUUUUUGCACGAUCUGCGUUGUAUCGGCAGAUAACUGCCACCACGUUUACCAGAUCACCAACAUCAAGUGUGAGAUUUCUCACAACAGAUGUUAAAGAAAAUGUGAGUGAAAAUAAAGACUCUAUGAAAGAUGAAGUCAGUCAAGCAGAAAAACAACUACAAGAAGAAAAGUCAAAGUUACAAAAACAGUUAGAUGAGUUGACAGAUAAAUACAAGAGGGCAUUGGCUGAGACUGAAAAUGUGAGGAAUCAAAAUAAAAAACAACUGGAGGAUAUUCGUCUUUAUGCUAUUCAAGGUUUCUGUAAGGAUUUGUUAGAAAUAGCUGACAUACUGGGUCAAGCCACAGAAAGUGUGCAGAAAUCUGAGCUUGACAGCAGCCCUUCAUUUAAGUCUCUCUUUGAAGGAUUAAAAAUGACAGAGUCUCAGUUACUCAAGGUUUUCUCAAGACAUGGACUUACCAAAAUUGAACCGCUCGGUGAAAAAUUUAACCCUAAUCUACACGAAGCUUUGUUUGAACUUCCUGUACCAGAUAAGACACCAGGAACUGUUGCCGUGGUUUCCAAAAUAGGAUACAAAUUACAUGACCGGACAGUACGACCAGCAAUUGUUGGAGUUGCCAAGGCCCCUUAGCUAGUAGACAAUUAGAUGAGGAAUGAAAGCAUAAUAAUCCUAUGUUACUUUUACAUUUUGCCAACCCCAAAUUCUGUUGUACUGUGUACAGUGGAGAAAAACAUACAAGACAUAUAUGUAUAGCAUAAAGAAAUGUACCAUCCCAUCAAUGUGAUUUUUAAAGAUAGCUGUAUGUCGACACUAUCCUUCCUCUUCUUUUCCCACUCAUUUUGCCUGGAACAUGCAGUAGUGAUAUUACAGUUUUCUGCCAAGACAUCACUAGAUCCAGUGCCAGACAUGGCUGGCAUAAACAGAUGUAUGUAGUUUCAUCUUGCUUGAACCAGUGUUCUACAAUUGAUAUGACAUAUUGCAAUUUAUUUUGUAAACUGGUAUUCCCUUUUUUUUUGUUAUUGAAACAGAAACUCUCAGUACAUGUACCUACAAAAUGUGAAUAACCCAGUGUUACAUGUAUAGGGGUGUAUUAAUUACUUUUUCUGUACGUACUUAUGUACGUGGUCUGCCUUAUUACCAUACACCAUUUUGUACAGUUGCUGUGGUAUUCAGUGUAGCAUAGCAAAAUAAAACACUUCUAGUGAUGGGUGUCACGUGUCAUGAAAUAACAUACGGUACUCCACAACAUUUGUAGCAUGUUACUGUCAUUGGGAACAAUGUCACACACAAAAAAUAAGUGGGAGUGGAUUGUAGUUUUCAAACCUGAAAAGUUUCUUUCUGACAAAAUUGAUUUUAUUUUCUAACUCCUUUUUUGUGAUAAACUCCUUUCAUUUUUCUCCAAGCGUAAAAAUUGUUUAUAUUAUAGACUCAAGAUUUAAGGUAUUAUGUACAUGUAGACUGAUUCCUAUACCAAUGAUGAACCGAUUGAAGUGGUUUUACUUUCAGCUUUUGGAUAAAAAGAUUUGUCUCAGGGCUAACCUAAAUGUUUUCUGAUUAUCCUUGGAAAUGUUAAAAAGUGAAAUUCCAAAUCUAUGACAACUGAUGGUUGUAGCAGGGUUACUUCCCUAUCAUUUCAUGGGUUUUCUCAACAAGUCUGGAUUUUAACCUCAAUGCUCAUUGAAUUGCGUUGAUUGGCUUAUAAAUAUACCACUGAUUUGAAUAUGCUAAUUUUGAAAACAAUGGCGAGUGUGCUUUACUCUGAUUAUUGUGAAAAAGGACCCACCAAGGAUAGAAAGGUUACAGACUAGGGUGAAAAACAUGAUAAAACAGCAAUAUUGUCUUUUUCCAUUCAGAAUAAGUUAAUCAGUUUGAUAUUUACCAGAUUUCUCAGUACAACGGUAAAACAACUUCUAUUUGUGAGCUAUCAAUCAAAUAACAGUAAAAGUUGACUAUGACAGAAACACGCAACUGAAGUAGAAGUGACCAAGACACUUGAUACUGCAUUCAAUCGCACAUAAAAUAUCCUAAAUGGGGAUGUACAUGUAGUCUUCAUAACUUCUGUGUAGAACUCAGAGCGUUGUCAAAGGUUAAAGCACAUUUGUGUUUUACAUGUUAUUAUGGACACUGCUAAAAGAGAAGUUAUGUCUUUGCUAUACAGAAUAGACUCUCACAAUCUAACAUUCAUAUAAUAUUACUUGACACAAGAAUAUUUGUGUAAAUGAAUUUUAUUAUGCAAUACAUAUUAAUCAUUAUUUUUUCACAUUGUCUUGGAUGUCAAAUUUACCAACAGAACAAAUAUGUUAAAAAAUCCUUUGGUGUGAACUAAAUAAAUAGUAAGUGUUGACGCUUCA
Molecule: messenger RNA, 2376 nt
Organism: Saccoglossus kowalevskii
Lineage: Eukaryota; Metazoa; Hemichordata; Enteropneusta; Harrimaniidae
Product: grpE protein homolog 1, mitochondrial-like
Biological process (GO): protein folding; protein import into mitochondrial matrix
Cellular component (GO): PAM complex, Tim23 associated import motor
Molecular function (GO): protein homodimerization activity; adenyl-nucleotide exchange factor activity; protein-folding chaperone binding
Source: RefSeq, a predicted model, not a curated record